GCGGCGCCGGGGCCGCUCGCUGCCUCAGCGCCGGGGGCGGGCGGCGCGGCUCGGCUCGGCGGGCUGCGGGGUGAUGGAGCCGCGGGCCCUCGCCCCGCCACGCAGCGCCCGCUGAGGCCCGGCCGCCGCCACCGGCAGCGUCCCCGGGGAAAUGGCCACCGAGCCCCCGCGGCCGGCGGAGGAGGCCGAGGCCCAGCCGCCGCUCGGCGCCGCCCCGGGCCCGGCGGCGGCGGCUGUGGAGGGCGGCGGGCGGCGGCGGGGGCUGAACGGCUGCGUGCCGCUGUCGCACCAGGUGGCCGGGCACAUGUACGGCAAGGAUAAAGGCGGUAUACUGCAGCAUCCAGACGGGACUGUCCUGAAGCAGCUGCAGCCACCACCUCGAGGUCCCAGGGAGCAGGAGUUCUACAACAAGGUUUAUGACUCUGACUGUUGCGACAGCAUUCUUCUGGAGCUGCGGGAGUAUCUGCCAAAAUACUUCGGUGUCUGGUCACCACCUACUGCACCAAAUGAGAUGUAUCUAAAACUGGAAGAUGUGACCCGUAAGUUUAAUAAGCCUUGCAUAAUGGACGUAAAAAUAGGGCAGAAAAGUUACGAUCCGUAUGCUUCGGCUGAGAAGAUACAGCAGCAGGUCAGCAAAUACCCACUGAUGGAAGAGAUUGGCUUUUUGGUACUUGGCAUGAGGGUGUACCACGUCUCUUCGGACAGCUACGAGACGCAAAACCAGCACUACGGAAGGGGCUUGACGAAGGAAACAGUAAAGGAUGGCAUUGCAAAGUUUUUCCACAAUGGGUACUGCCUGAGAAAAGACGCGAUUGCUGCCAGCAUUCAGAAGAUUGAAAAAAUUUUGGCGUGGUUUGAGGGCCAGAAGCAACUCAACUUUUAUGCAAGCUCGUUACUGUUUGUUUACGAAGGUUCGUGUCAGGCAACAACCGUGCGGUUGAGCGAUGUCACCUUGGCAGAGAAGAGGGGAGUGCCCAAAGGACUGCUAUCAGGUGGAGACAUACUGGAGUACAAUAACAAUAUUCACCUAAUAAAUUCUACAGAGAAUGGAAAAAUUGAGGCCUCCGUAAGUAAAGGCUUGUCCAAAUUUUAUGCACUUCACAAAAAGGCAUACUCUAAGAGGCACCACAGUCAGCUCUCGCUAAAAGUUGAGAACUUGGAGCAAGACAACGUGUGGAAAAGCAGCACUUGCAUCACCCAGGAGCAUCUGAACGGAAACGUUAUACCCCAACUGGAAAAAGUUUUCUGUCAUAUGCCAGCAGAGAUCAAGGAAAGCGUAAACGUAGAAGUGCGAAUGAUAGAUUUUGCUCACGUGUUUCCUAGCAACGCAAAGGAUGAGGGAUACAUUUAUGGUCUGAAAAAUUUAAUCACAGUACUUCAAAAUAUUUUGGAUAACUAGAUUCUUUGUUAUGGUUUUUACUGGGGGCCAACAAUAACGAAGAGCAACAACGUGAUGAAUUUCUGCACUUGUAAUGCUGUAUAACUGGGUUUGUAUUGUUCUACUCUAUUUUAUUUGUCUUUGUACUUUUGGUAGAAGGGUUUAACUUUUUAUAAUCUCACUCAGGAAAAUAAUUGGUAGUUAAUUGGGGAAUGCGAAAGGGUGAAGAUACUUGAGAUUAUGCAGGAUAGGCAAAUUGGUAGGAUGCGGCGUGUUUGGCUGGCUGAAAUCCAAGGAGUGCAGCUGUACAAUAAGCAGGGGUUGUGUUAGUUCCCGUAACGACUUCAGCUUAGAUAACAUUUGCCCACUUAGCCUUGACACUGAGCCAUAUCUCCAUUAACAGGUUUUUAGCAAACGGACUGAAAACUAUGAAGUACGGGACUGACGUCCUCCGUACUGCCCUCUUGUGUUUACUGUAUUCCAAUAACUGGAGUUAACCCUGCUUUGAGGGAAAUCCCGUUUAGAUUCAGUCAUCUAACCUGGGAACCAGCGUAUCAAAAAGUGCUUCUCGAUGUAUCGGGGCCAUGUCGCUGUUCUUCUAACCCUGCUGUGGGUGCUUGUCCGUAGCCGAUGUUCAUUGCAGGCAAGCUGUGAUGUAAUUUGUGUUGAGGUGCUAAGAAAAUGCUGGACUAAAAUGUGGUAACAGGUUUAAACUGCACAACUGGUAGAGAAACUUUGUUUCUGAGAAAGAGUGAAGAAAAAAACAAAUGAGUGUGAGAUAUUCCAGGAACUAAUUUGGUUUAGGAGAUUAAGUCAAUCUUUUAAUGGAGUGUCUGAUGUUGUGACUAAGGGGAAUGCUUCACUCCUUUGUUCUGAUGGCCCUUCUCCAAAAAACGUUGCUUUUAAAAGCAAACUAACUGAACGGGGAGACAAAGCAUUUUGUGUAAGCAUACUGAGAUUUCCUCAAGCCGUUUGCCACUUUUGCAAGAAGCAUUCCAGGUUCCCACCGCCGGGGAGCACCGCUGGAAGCGAUGAGCGAUGCGGAUGAAGGACCUUGUGCUGUGAAGAUCCAGUCCAGCCCUGGAGCAACCAGACAAACCUCUGUGGAUUUCAAUGGAGUUGUGGUUCUGUUAACCCUGGGCUAAAGCAGCUUUUUUUUUUUUUUUUUUUUUUUUUUUAUUAACACCCAAGCAAGCUGUAUGAUUUGAAAGUUGUCCCACUUCUUUUUCACAGGAAAAAUUAAGGCUUUCAUAUGGAAUGCUUGAGAUUGGGAUGAUGGUGUCUCCUCUGUGUGCUGUGUCCAUGGCUGUCCUAACACGUGUGUGUAGUCAGCUAUACACAAGUCACGCCGGAGCGUGAUACAUAAAGUAAGAUUUUAAUGCUUUAAGCAGGCCCCACGAGUGAAACUUUUUAGAAUGGAUUCUGUCAUGGGCAACAUAGAGCUUUUACGUGUGGACUUAAUGUGACGUUGUGGCCUUGCUGCUCUCUCUGUGUAACGUUCUGCACUAUGCACUCAUCUGUGUAUGCAGCUGUGCAAGUUCUUGGUUUGACAUCUGUUUUCUAUGUCAGAGACAAACCCUUUUCGAACAAAUACGCUGUUCUAAACAAAGCUGAAAUUUUAGCUCCGUUUUAGAUCCUGGGUUAAUUGGAAGAAACAGGGUAUCAUGUGUGGAACUACGUUAUUUCAGUGUUAGAGCUAAUACUGGCCAAUAUGCUGAGGAGCCGAAGCAAUCAGUUAGCAACAUGAUUUUGUUCUGAAGCGUGGGGAAAGAUGCUUGCAGGAGGGGCAGUAUCAUUGUGUUGAAAUUUUUACGCAAAGUAUGGUGAAGGCUGAGGGGAAAUUAUCAGGAAGAUAAAGUAUUUUUUUCCACCUGGUAUUUCCGUUGCACUAUAUAGUUAAUAUAUUCCCAACUCUCUGUGAACUAAUUUAGCCAUAUUCUAGGAAGAGUUGGUGGUUUUGUUUGCUUUAAUGCUGGGUUGUGUGUUAUGAUCUUGUUGUUUUAUCCCGUAACUAGUCAACACUAGGGUAGUCUAGGCUGAUAGUGGCCAUUUUGUCCUCUGUAAUUCAUCUCUUCUGGAUUUUAAUCCAUUUUUGUGCCAGAGAAUUCAGACAUCUGCCUCAAAGGAGUCAGUUAUUGGAAAAUGACCUGUAUGCUCUUAGUGUAAGCGCAUUCUCCUGUCUCUGCUUUAAGGUGUGUCUUCAGUGUUUGAAUGCUCUUUAAGUAUUGAUUGUUGUGUUGACUAUGGCAGUGUUUGUAAUGCACCUGGAAUAUUGUUAAACUGUCAGAUUAUUUUGAAUAAAAAAAAAUCAUUUUAUCAUUUUUUUUUACCGGUAGUUAUUAUGGAUGUAUUUCUGUUAAUUUAAAGUGUAGCUUGAGAGACAACAGUAUUUUUAAUUGGAAGUUGUGUAAAUAAAGCUUGCCAUAGAGGUGUUUUGGCAUAGUACCGAAUGUGAAUUUAAGCCCACCAAGGCAUUAUGUUCACAUUGUUCUUGCACACUUUAGAUUUGGUGUUUGUAGUGUCUUGUAUCUGAUCAGAUCGGAUUGUUUUCAGUUACAGCUGGAGACGUUUCACAGAAUUAAUUAGAAAAUGUAAAGGGAGACGCUGGACACUAAAAGUAUGUAUUACCUUCGAUCUCCCUCCCUGCCAGUGAUGCCUCUUGUUCUCUGUGCAAAACGUACAGGACAGGCGACAGCUACGUGGACAUUUUCACAGAACUGGUAACGAGGCUGGUGGGUGUUUCUGCCCAAUCAAGCUGCAAGCAGGUCUCUUCCCCAGGCUGGUGUGGUAUUCGAGUGCUGUUGUCGUUGAUGAAACCUGUCUGUUUUGAUUUUAAGCAAUAAGAGUUUGAUUUAGCAGAAUCAAUUGUCAAAAGGGAAGACGCAUGGAAGCAUUGUCGUUCCUAUAUUCUCUGAGAAUAUUCUUAUUCUGAAGACUUUCUACCUAGGUGAUUGUGAGAAUUGUGUAUAGGCUUACUUAAGGAGAGUUUGAAUUGUAUACAGUUUUGUAAAAAAACAAAAAACACAAAACACAUAAGUAUUUACAUAUAUGGUAUUUUUGGAUAUGGGUGGAAUUUGUUGCAUAAAGUACAUUGGAAAAGUUAUUAUACCAGUAUGAGACAUGUAAAGUAUUUUAACCAAAUCAUUUUAUGAACUAAAACUGAGACUUAUUGUGAUUCACAUGAACCUUGUACUGUUUUCUAUUUUUCUGCUGUAGUGCAUAGCCAGACUGUUCUUUUCUGUAACUCUACAGUUUCAUGGAGAAACUUUUAAAGUCUAAGUCAGUAGAUUAAGAAACCACUAAUUCCCUUUCGUUUGAUUAACAAAGUGCACAUGGUUUUGUUUAAGUAAUUUUAGCUUACCAUACAUCUAGAGUUCCAACAGCACUCUCACCUGCUGCGAGCUCGGGCUGGUUGGAGCCUGGAUCGCGCAGUACUGAGCGUGAGCCUGGAACAGCAGCACAGGGAAGGCGUGACCUGCACUGGCAUGUCACCAGUGGUGUUCACAGCCCAAGCUUACAAACCAUUCUCAUUGUUUCUUCACUUCAUGAUGUGAACCAUUGUCAGGUGUAGGAAGACAGCAGUAGGACUGUUUGAAGUUAUUUGUUGUUCAUUAUCCUCUUUUUUUUUUUUUUUUUUCCUCCCCAAGUAAGCUUUCCUCCAGAGUGCCUUCUUCAGUCCUUGCUCUGGUACCACAGGUGACCUCCUGUAGCAUCAUUGUAGAAUAAUUUAAAAUGAAACCUUGAUUUCCUAAACAAAACAACAGCAACAAAACACUCGUGCCCCGUUAACUGCUCUUAAAGUGCAGGUAUUGAAAAAAUGCCAUCAAAAUGCCUCAAUGUGGGAAAUACAUUUCCCUUUUGCACUUUCUACCGUGAAGAAGUAGAAGUGGAAUUUUAGUACAGAACAUACUUUGGGGAUUAGAUAGGUUUUGUGACAUUCGCUUGUGUGUGCGUUCCAGAGAACAUUUUGGGGGCAAGGUGAGUGACAGCCAAACCGUGCGUGAAGUUUUCCUUUUCUUACUGCAAUUGAUGUUGAGGCUUGGGUUUAAGAAGGGUGGUGUAGUGGGAAGUGGUGAAAGUUCGUAAGAAGCACGGGACAGCUGGUCAGUUCUGCAGCGUAGAUAAUCUUCCUGAUACGAUCCAAAGGCUGUGAAGUCUUCAGGUAUCUCGCAGGUAGGCUGAUGCUGUCCACGUAUAUUCAUCAAAUGACAACAGGCUAUUGCAGGAUGCUGUUUGUAAAGUACGUUCCUCUCCAUAGUUGCAGGCCAAAUGCUGCCUUUACUGUUUUUGUGGCAAUCUGUAAGUGAAAGCUGCUGAGAAGGUCAUCAUCAAAAGGACAAAUGUGAUUAUUUUAGCAGUGUUUGAAAGGGGAGAAAAGGAAGACAGCUAAGGAUUAUACAACAGAAAACAUUACUUCCAGAAACAGCUUCUGUGGCCUUGUUUGAUGGAGAUGGGCCCCGUGUAUUUGGAGUUUAAUUUCUGUGUUACAUGACAUUCAACAGAAAAUAGUCACCAAGAACAAAGGUACUUUUAAAACACCUCCGUUUGAAUUGUGUACAUUGGUUCAAAUAGUUAUUUUAUUAGAAAAAAAGUGACCUAUGAACUAACUUCCAAAUAUGUGUAUUGCACCUGACUAUAAAUGAAACUAGAGUGCACAAAGGCACUUUAAUACUCUGGGAACUGUACUGGAAGAUAAAUGAAAGCAUGUGAAAUUGCACCUGAUGCUGUGUUGUUAAUUGUUUUUAAAAUCUAAAGUUCUACAUUUAUUAUGCUUGAGGGAUGAAUGUAUCUAGUCUGGUGUCAGUUUCUUUGAUUCAAGUGUCUAAUGCCGUCACUCGGUCUCCUCUGAUUUGUAUGUGUUUGUAAUUUCAUUUGCUAUUUUUGCCAUUAUCGGACUGCAGGGGGUAUUGUUAAUAUUACAUGUCUUUAUUUUAUAGAGCAUUGUACUAUGCUAUCUACCAACUUUUGUAAUUUAAUUAUAAUUGAUAUUUAGGGUAAUUCUAAUAGCUGUAUAUUUGGCAAAUUAUUAAAAUUUUCUGCAAGUGACUU
Anas platyrhynchos (mallard) is the source of this 6427-nucleotide messenger RNA. RefSeq names its product inositol polyphosphate multikinase (gene IPMK). The record is from RefSeq and is a predicted model, not a curated record. Gene Ontology annotation, cellular component: cytoplasm; nucleus. Gene Ontology annotation, molecular function: inositol tetrakisphosphate kinase activity; inositol-1,4,5-trisphosphate 3-kinase activity. Gene Ontology annotation, biological process: inositol phosphate biosynthetic process. NCBI's taxonomy places the organism in Eukaryota, Metazoa, Chordata, Aves, Anseriformes, Anatidae.